UCUUCUUUAGGGGCGGCUCCCUGCGUCACUUCCGGCAACAAUAGGAAACGUCAAAACCCCGGCGGUGGGCAUCUCUGACUGGCGGGUGCUCCGAGUUCGAGGGGUCCGGGCGCUCUUGCGGGUGCUUCGGUGGCCGUCAUCCUCACCGGCCUGAGCAAGUCAAACUGGGACCGGCUUCUCCAUGGCCUGGGCACCGGUUCCCGGCUGAACAGUUUCGGUCUGGUGGAAGGCUCCCGCGCAGAGGCCGAUUCGUCGCGGCGGCGGUGGAGAUCGCAGGUCGCUCAGCCAUCAAGACAAUGCAAGUGAACUGGAAAGGGGAAAUUUGGGAGAAAGAUGCACCUUUUCUCCAUGUUCCUGUACAGCAGAGCUUCUGCUUGCAGAUGGGUCAAGGGCUGUGGAGAGUGGCCAGAAACCAGCAGCUCCAGCAGGAAGGCUAUAGUGAGCAAGGCUACCUCACCAGAGAGCAGAGCAGGAGAAUGGCGCCAAGCAGCAUUGCUGGUACCAACCACCGGAAACAAGUCCAAGGAGGCAUUGAUAUAUAUCAUCUUUUGAAAGCAAGGAAAUCUAAAGAACAGGAAGGAUUCAUUAAUUUGGAAAUGCUGCCCCCAGAGCUGAGCUUCACCAUCUUAUCCUACCUGAAUGCAACUGACCUCUGUUUGGCAUCAUGUGUUUGGCAAGACCUUGCUAAUGAUGAACUUCUCUGGCAAGGGUUGUGCAAGUCCACAUGGGGUCACUGUUCCAUAUACAAUAAAAACCCACCCCUAGGAUUUUCUUUUAGAAAACUGUAUAUGCAGCUGGAUGAAGGCAGCCUUACCUUUAAUGCCAACCCAGAUGAAGGGGUGAACUACUUUAUGUCCAAGGGUAUCCUCGAUGAUUCACCAAAGGAAAUAGCGAAGUUUAUCUUCUGUACAAGAACACUAAAUUGGAAAAAACUGAGAAUCUAUCUUGAUGAAAGGAGAGAUGUCUUGGAUGACCUUGUAACGUUGCAUAAUUUUAGAAAUCAAUUCCUGCCAAAUGCACUGAGAGAAUUUUUUCGUCAUAUCCAUGCUCCAGAAGAGCGUGGGGAGUAUCUUGAAACUCUUAUAACAAAGUUCUCACACCGGUUCUGUGCUUGUAAUCCUGAUUUAAUGCGAGAACUUGGCCUUAGUCCUGAUGCUGUCUAUGUACUGUGCUACUCUUUGAUUCUACUUUCCAUUGACCUCACUAGCCCUCAUGUGAAGAAUAAAAUGUCAAAAAGAGAAUUUAUUCGAAAUACCCGUCGUGCUGCUCAAAACAUUAGUGAAGAUUUUGUAGGGCAUCUUUAUGACAACAUCUACCUUAUUGGCCAUGUGGCUGCAUAAAAGCACAAUUGCUAGGACUUCUAGUUUUUACUUCAGACUAAAGCUACCCAAGGACUUAGUUAGCAAAUACGGUGAUUACAUCAGUGCUGGUCAUUCUAGCCCCUGUAUACAAUCAAGCUAGAGUGUAUAGCCUCUUAAUUGUUUUACUGUUUCCUUUUCUAAUGAUUUUCCUUGGGGAACUAAAUAAUUUUGCAGGAUUUCUCUUAAUUUUGCUUAUCAUGUUUUGCACAAAGUAGAGCCAUUGGUGGACACAGCUGUUAAAGAAUGUUAAACUGGCAUUAUACUACAUGAGAUGGCAUAUUUGUGCAUUAGAUUUGCCUGAAAAACUUUAUUCAUCAUUCUUUUUUAAAUACCAUGUAAUGUAUACAUAUUUAACUAAAGAGAUUUAUAAUCAUAAUUAUUUUAUUGUAAAGAUUUUAACUAAAAGUUUUCCUUUUCUCUCAAA
Messenger RNA from Dipodomys ordii (Ord's kangaroo rat), 1785 nucleotides. It is a transcript of the gene Fbxo8, whose product is annotated as F-box protein 8. Gene Ontology annotation, molecular function: guanyl-nucleotide exchange factor activity; protein binding. The transcript is spliced from 7 exons. Gene Ontology annotation, biological process: regulation of ARF protein signal transduction. The record is from RefSeq and is a predicted model, not a curated record. Lineage: Eukaryota; Metazoa; Chordata; Mammalia; Rodentia; Heteromyidae. The coding region runs from base 297 to 1340 and encodes 347 amino acids.